GAUCACCAUGAUUCCUCGUUCUCCAGGCAGCCGGAGAUUUAGCUCUAUUAAGGAUCAGUCAACCUCCGAGAGAUCACUACAUACAUUCCCACUAGAGCACCAUUUAAAUCUAGACAUAGUUCGACGGCGAGAAGGCCUUUUCAGAUUUCCAGCAAGGUUGACAACGUCUCCAUCAAUAAGAUUUCCAGGGAAUGAUGGAUCCCAAAGGUUGACAAAGUUGCUGCUGAAUGUGAAUAUAGAGAGUACCUUGGGGCCAGUGCAUGUGGUGAUUUCAUCAGAUAAUACAGUGAAUGAUUUGAUCAAAGCUGCUAUAGCAAUUUACGUGAAGGAGAAGAGAAAGCCAUUGUUGCAGGAAACUGAUCCCAAGUAUUUUCAGCUUCAUUAUUCGCAAUUCAGCCUGGAAAGUUUAAAGGCAGGGGAGAAGCUGAUAAAUUUGGGGCCGAGGAAUUUCUUUUUGUGUUUGAAGCCUUCUUCCUCUGUCACUUCUUGUGGCUCCGAGGAGGGAAAAAUGGCAUGCGACCGUCUGUUUUCUUUGACAAAGUUUAUGGAGCUCUUGCUCUAGUUCCAAUGUAUGGAAUAUUCAUGUCUUUUGUCAUGUCUAGCCUUAUGUAGAGCUGUGGCUUAUGGCCCAACGGCUCAUAGUCCCCCUUUGAUGGGUCAAGGUUUCGCUUGGAGAUUUUUC
Molecule: messenger RNA, 682 nt
Organism: Durio zibethinus
Lineage: Eukaryota; Viridiplantae; Streptophyta; Magnoliopsida; Malvales; Malvaceae
Source: RefSeq, a predicted model, not a curated record